This is a messenger RNA of Botrytis deweyae, 1443 nucleotides long. RefSeq lists its product as uncharacterized. The record is from RefSeq and is a predicted model, not a curated record. Gene Ontology annotation, biological process: carbohydrate metabolic process. The transcript has 2 exons. Gene Ontology annotation, molecular function: cellulose binding; hydrolase activity, acting on ester bonds. The coding region runs from base 1 to 1443 and encodes 480 amino acids. Gene Ontology annotation, cellular component: extracellular region. Lineage: Eukaryota; Fungi; Ascomycota; Leotiomycetes; Helotiales; Sclerotiniaceae.
AUGGUUGUCAUCAAUUCUAAAUCUUUGCCGCUGGCGGCUGGUCUUUUUAUCUCAGCUACUUCGGCUGCAGAUGUUGCGUUAUAUGGUCAAUGUGGAGGGUCGGGAUUUACAGGAUCGUCAUCUUGUGUUUCGGGGGCAGUUUGUCAAUCCCAAAAUGCAUUUUAUUAUCAAUGUGUAGCAGGAGCUGCAACGGCAACGAGCGCAGCUGAGGUGGUCUCGAGUACUGCAGUCGCUCCUGUGACGACGGCUUUGGCUAUCUCGAGCUUAGCUCCAGCAGUUUCAAGCUCCGUUUUACAAAUAUCCUCAGCCACUACGAAGAAAAAGUGCUCCUCGACUACUUUCGCUACUUCGGUUGCUAAACAAUCUACUUCAGUAGCCAGCUCUUCGGUUAUUGUUCAAGAAAGUUCUGCUGCUCAAGCGAUUUCUUCCCAGAGAAGCUCUGUCCAGUCAUCAGCAGUAGUCGCAAGUUCCUCUUCUACUUCCAGCGUACCCCUCAUUACUACAACAUUUGCAGCUCUCCCAACUGCCAUUGUUUCUACAUCCGCCGCCCUAGUUACCUCAACUCAAGCUGCUAUUGUAGCAACGAGUUCUUCCAGCGCUGCAGUUGCAUCGACUGCAAGCUCAUCCGCAUCUUCCGGAACCAAAUAUCUUAUGGUUUUCGGUGAUUCCUACACAUCCGACGGAUUCUACGGCGGAGCCACUCUUCCCUCCGCCGAAAACCCACUCGGAGUCGCCCUCCCCGGAUCCACCACCGACGGCGGUCUCGGCUGGCUCGGCGUCGUCGCCACCGAACUAAACAGUUCCCUCGUUCUCGGUUACGAUUACGCCGAAUAUGGCGCUACCACUGACAACACCCUCGUCAACGGUGCCACCCACGAUCUCAUUGCCCAAGUCACCGAAUUCUCAACCUACGCUGCACACAAUGUGUCCAGCGCGCCUUGGACCGAAGACAACACCAUGGCGAUCGUCUGGAUGGGCAUCAACGAUGUCGGAAACUCAUACUGGGAUGGAUUUGUCACUCCAUUCGACAACAUCCUCGACGUGUAUUUCGCACAGCUUCAAAUCCUAUACGAUGCGGGUAUCAGAUACUUUACACUAUUCACCAUUCCCCCCUUCGACCAAGCCCCCGUUUUCGCCGAGCAAACCGCUCAAAAUAUGGAUUACGUACGCGGCAACAUAAGCACCUACAACGCCGAUCUCGUAACUCGUUUGGCGACCUUCGAGGCUGCGAAUAGUGGCGUCACCGGCACGAUUUUCAACACGACCGAAUCUUUCUAUACCGUGUUGGAUGAUCCAGCGACCUACGGCUUGCCAGAUGCGACAUGUAUGAAUGCGGAUGGGACUUCGUGCUUGUGGUAUGAUAGUUAUCAUCCGGGUCAAGCUAUUCAGAAGUUGGUGGCGGAGAACUUUGUUAAGGCGAUGAGUGGAAUUUUCUCGCUCUAA